Messenger RNA from Sciurus carolinensis (gray squirrel), 5711 nucleotides. RefSeq names its product ubiquitin conjugating enzyme E2 W (gene Ube2w). Lineage: Eukaryota; Metazoa; Chordata; Mammalia; Rodentia; Sciuridae. The transcript has 6 exons. The record is from RefSeq and is a predicted model, not a curated record. Bases 42 to 497 code for a protein of 151 amino acids.
UGCGUCUCUGGCCUCGCUGGCCUUUGGGGGAUGGUUCCAUCAUGGCGUCAAUGCAGAAACGACUACAGAAAGAAUUGUUGGCUUUGCAAAAUGACCCACCUCCUGGGAUGACUUUAAAUGAAAAGAGUGUUCAAAAUUCGAUUACACAGUGGAUUGUAGACAUGGAAGGUGCACCAGGUACCUUAUAUGAAGGGGAAAAAUUUCAACUUCUAUUUAAAUUUAGUAGUCGGUAUCCUUUUGACUCUCCUCAGGUCAUGUUUACUGGUGAAAAUAUUCCUGUUCAUCCUCAUGUUUAUAGCAAUGGUCAUAUCUGUUUAUCCAUUCUAACAGAAGACUGGUCCCCAGCGCUCUCAGUCCAGUCAGUUUGUCUUAGCAUUAUUAGCAUGCUUUCCAGCUGCAAAGAAAAGAGAAGACCACCAGAUAAUUCUUUUUAUGUGCGAACAUGUAACAAGAAUCCAAAGAAAACAAAAUGGUGGUAUCAUGAUGAUACUUGUUGAUGCCACUGUUAUCAUCCUCCUAGCAGAAGAUAGUCCUACUGAGAAAAUGAGCACUUUGAUCAUUCAGUCUUUGAACUUUAACCUUUGACUGGAAGUGACCUAUAGGCAAUGAAGACUACUUCCUUUUACUGCAUUUUUACUCGUGUGCAUUCUGGGCGCAUGUUGAUCGCUGGUUCAGUCCACGCAACUGACAUGCUUAUAUUAGUCAUACAGUAUUAAUGCAGGUGUCAGGAAAUGUCAAAUAUAAUUCCAUUUUUUAUUUUUAUUUUUUUAAGCUUUUGGAAAAGUUCCAGGUCCUCAUGUAUUGUGCAAUAACAAUGACUUCCUUGGUGGUUUUGGGACGUUCAUUGCCGGCAAUGAACGUUGUAACAGGAAAAGUUUUCAUUAACUCCUGCCACUCAAUGAUUAAUGCAUGAUAGGGCCUAUGAAAUGAACUUUUAUCAGCUAUGGUGGGAUUAUAAAUAAAGUGAGGGAUCCAACAUUACUUUGAAAGUCACCCCAACUGUUUAUAUUUGGAUUCUAUGCACUGUGAUCCUAAGGUUAACAGCAUGAAUUAACAUGCGUCUUUAAAGGACUGUAAUGAAAGAUCAUUGCAUAUUUAUUUAAUUGUUUAUAUCUGCUGUCAAAUUGUUUUGACAUGGAAGGUUUUCAAGUAACAUUGGCAGAGAGGUACAAUAUGUUAUCCCUAUGGUGAAAAUAAAUUCAUUUGUUGUAUAUAGUUCCUCAAUCUCUGAAGUAAAGGUAUGAGUAAUAUAGGGUAUGAGUGGUUUAAUCAAGGCUUUAUUUUGGAAGUAAGAAAAAUGGCAGUGAUGAAUAAAUUGCUGCAGUCCAUCAUUUGGGCUUGUCAUUUGUACAUUAAAGAUUUUUUCCAAGUAGAUUACACUCUGUUACUUCCUGCUAGCCAUCAGCAUGAGCCCUACUGCCUAAACACUAUUUCAUUUAUUUAUGUUUGGAAAAUCUAUAAACAUUUUUGUUUGCAAUCUUGUUGCUUUUGUUACAUUUUAAGUCAAGUUUGAAUGUUAUAGUACUUUAAUUGGAAAACUUUUGUCGAGUUUUUUCUUGUAAAAUUUCUUUACCUGUAAGUAUCAUCUUGUUCUUCGAUCCUGUACCCUAAAAUAAGAAAUACAUUUUUGACAGAGGCUUAAUGUUUUAACAAAAGAGUGUGGACAUUUUUAUUUUAAAAUUUAGGCAGAAGUACACUAUAAAAAUGGUAUGUUUGCUUAUUUGUCUCACACAACCAUAUAGAUUUUCCUGGAGGAUUUUGUUUUGUUUUCUUGUUGAAAAGAUUUUGCUUACAGCUAGAUAAAGUUUUUCUAUUAAAAAAAAUUGUUGAAAGGUCCCAUUCUCAGUACCAUGUAAGUUAAUGAUAUAACAACUAGGUUCUCUUUUUAAAAAGUGAUUAAUGUAUUUUAUAAAUUACCUUUUCACAUAUGCAAAAUCUGUUUCUACUACAAUGUUAUUUUUACUAAUGCCUUAUUGUUGCACUCUUUUUGAAAUAUCCUGCAGUGAAUUUAUUAAUCAAUUUGGGCUUUAAAAUAAAAGCCAGUUGGCUGAAAGGUCUGAAAUAUGUACCCCAGUAAAACCAUCCAAUCAAUAAUUGGUAAAUGAUAUUUUAAAAAAUUGUUUUUAAUCUCUGUAGAUGACAUUUUGUAGCUUUAUACAUGUUGUUAAUUAAGGGCAUAUAAUUUUACACUCUAAAAGUAUAAUUGCUGAACUCAGGGGUGGGUAGACUUCAAAAAUAUGUCUGCUGUAGAAACAACUUGAAAAAAGUUUUAAACCAUGGCCAGCCACCAAAUUGUGGACACUGUUUAUACUGCUUGUUAGCAGCUACCACUUUAAAAAAAUCAUAAACAUUUUUGUUCUGUUUAACUAGAUAUAUGUAAGUUCUCAGUGAUCACUAUCAGUUUUAUCAGUUGCCCUGUUUAACCUAGAUGAAAAAAACUUUGAAUUAUUCUUAGUUUUUAAUAGCUUUUAACAUAAAAGUUGUAGCUGUAAAUUAUGUAUUUUCAUAUUUUACGUAAUUGCUCUAAACUACUGAUUAACUUGAUCUUUUUCGAUGGGGGCGGGCAGGAAAUCUUUCUCCAUAUUGCUGGCCCUGUUACUAAAAUCAUUUUAUAAAGAAAUGACCUGUGACAUUUUUUCACCAAAGGAAUCAAUAUACCAGGUCAAAGGUUAACAAUGCUAUACUAUAUAUUAAUAGGUCUUAUAUAGCCUCAGUUAAGUUUUUUACAAUAGUGUUUUAACAUACCUCUCUCUACAUAUAGAUAUCAUAAAGUAAAAUGAAGCAGAGGAAAGAAAAACCAAAUUAUUUCAGUACAUUUUAUGACUUAAAGAAAAUAAGAAAUAUCCUAAAAUAUAGGCGCACCAACCAUUCAGAAUUCAUAAUCAGGUUAAUAGUACUUCCUGGAAAUUAGGAGUCAGUGAAAAUUCCUUUGCACUUAGAUUUAAUUAUUUUAUAUGUAAGUUACAUUAUUAAAAGUCAUAAGACAUUAAUCUGAGUCAUUGCUUUUCCAAGGGCAAGUAAUGGCUUUGUAAUAAGAAAAGAAAAAAUUCUCUGUAAUGUGUUGUUUAAAGGCAACCAGAAUACCUAGAAAUGUACAUAGGAAUAUGCUAAUACCCUCUUCCCUCCAUGGGGCUUUAGGCCUACAGAAUUAUACUUUCAUACCUAGAAGAUAUGUAUUUACUUCCUUAUUUAUUUAUUUAUUUAUUUUAGGCCAUUCUUGUAUGCCAAAUUCUGUUAAAACAGUAAUACAUUCAGUUCCUUUUUAUGCAUGCUUAGAUCAUGACCUUGGCACCCUUUCAAAAAAAUUUUUCAAGUAGGGAUUAAUGCCAUAGGUUUUACAAAGAAAGAUUGUUUUCAGUUUUUUAAGGGAAAUUUUUAAAAAUUGAAUUUUGUGACUGUAAAGGAAUUAAUAUUCACCUCUAAAGAACUUAUAAUGUGUAAUUCUUCCUUUUAACCCACAGGGAAAAUAAGCAUUUUUAUUCCCAGAAAAAAAGUGCUGAAAGUAGCUUUUAUAUAGUCAAAAGUUCAACUGGAAAAAGAUCUUAAUCCUUGUUUUGGUUAGGUACAUAAAUAUUUGUUAUAAAGUAACUAGAGUAGUUCAUUACCUUUUCCCUUCUAAAUUUUAAAUAUAUGCAAAUACAUAUACAUAUAUAUAUGUCAUUGGAUACCUGCAGUGGAUAAUUUGUUCACAUUCUAAAACAGGUAUCUAGUGACUGCUUAAUUCCCAGAUUGCAUCAAAGACAAAAUGACAAAUAAUGGAAAUUAAUAGUGAUAUGAAAACAGUAUGUAACUACAUGUUGUUUCUGGUAAUCAAGUCUUAUUUUUUAAAAAGCCUAUUGUUUUUGAGAAAUGAGAUAUUUAAAACUUGUUAAAACUUCUUAAAAAUAGAAGAGGAGAGGAGGUACUGUGUGUUCAAAAUUUUUUUUAAAUAAAGAAUUCAGUGUCACUAGUUUAAGCCUUUAUGGUUACUGCUGCUUAUGUUUCUCUAUCUCACUUUUAUUAAUUUUUUUUGUACAUAGCUGAAUGUUUUAAAUUUACAAUUGUUAGUGUAUAUAAAUUGGUUUUCAAAAAAACUGAGAAUUAACCAUAUUUUACUUUUUUGAAGAUUCUUUCUCAAAAUCAGCUAUAGUACUAUUCUGUUACGCAUGGUUGAGAUCUGUCUGAAGUAGGUGAGGUGUCUUUUAAUCUCUGCCAACUGACCUCAGUCAUCUUUGCAGUCCUUUUAAAAAUUUUAACACCCCUUUUAUUUUUAUUUAUUUUUUACUGUCUCAAAUUUGCAGUGUAUCAGUGUUCAACAAACACUUCGCUUUUCUGGCUUCUAAAUUUUCUUUUAAAUGUUAGGGAAUCUAAAGAAAGAAGAUUUAUAAUUACAUCAGAAAUUUUUUAAGGCUUUAAAAGAAUUCUUCCUAUAAAUAAAAUAGAUGUUCUUGGCACCUAAUUUCAUUCAUAAAAAAAAAUGGUUAAAUUUGUUGAAUAAUUGACCUAAAUGAGCUGUUAGUCCUAAUUUAUUUCUUUGGUACUAUAUGGGAAUUUCACUUCUUUUCUUUUUGGGUGGUGUCUCUUCCAAAGCCUACUUAUUGCUCAAAUGAAUGAAUUAUUGGUUUUUCCAUUUAAUUCUUCAAAUCAUUUUGAGAUGAGUUAUUUUUCUAAAAUAAUUUAUGGAAGACUUUUGCUUACAUUGUGCAUUAAUUUAAAGACAAGAUUAUAUAUAGCUUAUCAUAGACAUGUGGAAUCUAAAUAUGUACUUCAACUUAGCUCUCUGUCCUAAUUGAAGUUAAUGGUUCUAUGAUCCUGGUAAGUGAUGUGUAAAUUGUAAAUUUAAUUCUCAAAUUUAGUAUUCAGGCUUGUAUUUGGUGACAAGUUUCCAGAAUGACUAUAUGACAGUCUUUUUUAAGACAUUUUUUUGUUGUUGAUAAAAUAGUUAUCUGAGGCUAUUUUGAAUAUUUGGAAGGAAUGACUGAAUAGAAGCUGAUCUAAACAUACUUCAGCUCCAGUUGUACAUGUUGAGUGAAGAAUUGGCGGGAAGGUAAUCCAGUUCUUGUUCUGUUUCUUGGCACAUGAUACUAUCUGGAUUUUUGAGGAAAGGUUUAAACUGUUUUAUCCCCCUCGCCCCCUGCCCCAAAGGCAAAAGCCUAAUUUAAAAAUUUCCUGAACUUUGACUUAGUAGCACAAUUUGUCAGAUUUCCUAAUAUAUGGAAAGAGCGAAUAAUCCUGCCUGUUAUUUGAAGCCUGAAAGAGACUGUUAAGUAACUUAGUAGGUUUUAUCAGAUACCAUGAAAAUGCAAGUCUCUUCCUAGUUAACUAUAGUUUACAUAAAUGCAAAUUAAUUAUCAGGCUCCGGGUAAAAGAAUUAUUUGAGUGGAUUAUUGGGUUAAUUAUCUAGUAGCAAAGAAAUAAGUGCAUGUUCAGAUCAAAAUGAAUUUGUUUUAGUUGGUACAAUUUUUCUUUUGAUAUUCAGAAAUACAGGUUGUGCGUUUUAUUAAUAGAAAUGGAAGCUCACGCUUGAUUUGAAAAGGGCGGAUGUAUAUAUUUUAUAAAUUCAAAUUGCAAAAAUAUGUAAAGUUACUACUUUUUAAAUAGAAAAAUGUUAAGACAGACAUCUGUUAUAUAUUUUUAAAUACAUGUAUCAAACUUUUGUUAGUUGAAUAUAGGUUACUUUGUGUGCUUAAUGGAAUUCAGUAACUUUUAAUAAUAAAGCAGUUGUCAUUUGA